This is a messenger RNA of Prorocentrum cordatum, 589 nucleotides long. NCBI's taxonomy places the organism in Eukaryota, Dinophyceae, Prorocentrales, Prorocentraceae. The record is from the annotation of a GenBank genome assembly.
AGAUCGUGAAGGCGCCGAAGGUUCAGAAGAGGGGCGCUGAGAAGAUCGUAGAGGUGCCGCAGGCACAGUACGCUGAGAAGAUCGCCGAGGUGCCGAAGGCUGUGGCCGAAGAGGUCGAGGACGUGGUCACGCCGCAGGCAGAGUACACCAACUAGAUCGUCUGCGUGCCACAGGACAUGACCCACGGGAUUGUGAAGGUCGUGGAGGCGCCGCAGGAAGAGUACGUCGAGCAGAUCGUCGGGAUGCCGAAGGUCGUGACUGAAGAGGCCGAGAAGGUCUUGGAGGCGCCGCAGGUAGACGACGUUGCGAAGAUUGUCGAGGCGUCGAAGGCUGUGACCGUAGAGGUCGAGAAGAUCGUGGAGGUGCUGCAGGUGGAGUACAUCGAGACGAUCGUCCACGUGCCGAAGGUCGUGGCCCAUGAGGUCGUGAAGGUCGUGGAGGUGCCGCAGGUAGAGCACGCCGAGAGGAUCGUCGAGGCGCCGAAGGUCGUGACCGAAGAGGUCGAGAAGAUCGUGGAGGUGCCGCAGGUCGAGCACGUCGGAAAGAUCGUCCACGUGCCGAAAGGUCGUGACCCAUGAGGUCGAGAAGA